Molecule: messenger RNA, 2114 nt
Organism: Myotis daubentonii (Daubenton's bat)
Lineage: Eukaryota; Metazoa; Chordata; Mammalia; Chiroptera; Vespertilionidae
Gene: HDGFL3
Product: HDGF like 3
Source: RefSeq, a predicted model, not a curated record
ACCGGGAGGGAGGCCGGCAGCGGCGGCAUGAGGCCGGCGGCGCGGCGGCCGUGAGCGCGCGGCGGCCGGACCGUGAUUUGCGAGCCGCUGCGCCCCCCGCCCGCCCCGCUGCCGGUCGCCGUUGCCCCUCGUCGGAGCGGCCGGCCGCCCGCCCGCCCGAGGCCGCGGGGAGCGCGGCGCAGUCCGUUGGCCCGCGGGGGGGGCGGCCUGCUGGCGUCUUCGCGGCGACCAAGGACGUCCGGGAAGGGGAGCGGCCGAGAUGGCGCGCCCGCGGCCCCGCGAGUACAAGGCGGGCGACCUGGUGUUCGCCAAGAUGAAGGGCUACCCGCACUGGCCGGCGCGGAUUGAUGAACUCCCAGAGGGAGCGGUGAAACCUCCAGCAAACAAGUACCCUAUCUUCUUUUUUGGCACCCAUGAAACUGCAUUUCUUGGUCCAAAAGAUCUUUUCCCAUAUAAAGAAUACAAAGACAAGUUCGGAAAGUCCAACAAACGGAAAGGGUUCAAUGAAGGAUUGUGGGAAAUAGAAAAUAACCCCGGGGUGAAGUUCACCGGAUACCAGGCAAUUCAACAGCAGAGCUCUUCAGAAACUGAGGGGGAAGGCGGCAACACCGCCGAUGCGAGCAGCGAGGAAGAAGGGGACAGAGUCGAAGAAGAUGGAAAAGGCAAAAGGAAGAAUGAAAAGGCUGGCUCCAAACGGAAAAAGUCCUACACUUCAAAGAAAUCCUCUAAACAGUCCCGGAAGUCUCCGGGGGAUGACGACGACAAGGACUGCAAAGAAGAGGAAAACAAAAGCAGCUCGGAGGGUGGAGACGCCGGCAAUGACACGAGAAACACAGCUUCAGACUUGCAGAAAACCAGCGAAGGGACCUAACCACCGUGGUGAACGCUGCGUAUUUGGGAAACCACAGGAAGGUUGCGCGCUUGGUUGUCUCCUGUUCCCGGAUUUGCUACGAACCCACCCGGUCCUUGUUGUCAUUGACUGAACCCAGUUUGUAUGUCCUUGAUUCACAUUCCUCUCUGUUUGUGUUUAGAGAAAGAAAGAGAUAAAAAAAAAAAAAAGACAUUUUAGCCUUUUUUAAAGUUACUGAUAUGAUUUCUUGUUACUUGGUUGCAUGAAGCUGCCCUUCACCGCUGAGGGUUAUCAAGAUGUUUGCACAGACUUACACACGUCUAGGAUCCUUUUAUCAAGGCAGCGACGUUCUGGAGCCUCCUGCCUCAUCCCCGCCUCCACCGCACACUCAGUUCAAUAUACAUGUGCAUUUCUUUAAAAUGACCACUCAAAGCUGAUAUGUAUCUCCUCUGGGUGACAGGACCCGGGAGCCAGUUCCUAGAUACGUAAAGGCUGGCAUGUUGAAGAUGAAACGAAAUGGUUCUUCAUCUUCGAGGCCAGGUGUAAAGGUUAACCGUAUUGUAAGAUAUCUAUUCCGUAUUAGAAAUAGCCCAUUGACAACUUCUACUUCUCCAGACUCACGCUGUUAGGCACACACACCCAGUUUCUGUAUGUGAGGUCAGUGCGUCUUUUUGUGUUAACCCCAAAAUAGAGGCCACACUUUCUUCCCCCCCACUGCCAAGACCAUUGGAGCGGGUCACCAGAGGUGGGAGCUUGAAGCCGGACAUCCGCAGCAGUCCAAUGGGAAGCCAGACAGAGCAUCGACUUUUAAAUACAGACUUUUUAAAAGAACUCGUUUUCUUUCGGGACUAGAAUUAGAAUAGCUACUCUCCAUCCGCACACCAUUCUUAUGUGUACAUUCGCGUUGCUGUUGUGUGAUCAUAGAGAGUUUUAUUUAUUUUUAUGCCAGCCUAUAUCGUGAGGACACAUCUAGUCAGUUUGGGUUUCCUCAAAAUCCUGUUAUGCUCGUCUUUGAAACAUAUUUCGCGUACUCGAGGUUUGUAGUUGAAAAGUUUACUGUAAAAAAAAAAAAAGAAAAGAAAAAAAAGAAGAAAAAAAAAUGUAUUGUUUUUACAGAAUAAAUUUAUUGGAAUGUGUCCUGGGAGUAAGGUUUAAGGUUGUAAACCACUACGUUGGUGUAACUUGGCUUCAUAAAUGUAAUGUGAGGUAUUGAUGUGAUUCACAUAUUAAAGCGAAGUUUGUUGACAGCAAGUUGGCAAUAGAA